CUUACCAACUCCAAGCAACAAUAUGGGAAAACUUACUCUUUACGGCAUCGAUGGAAGUCCGCCAGUGCGCUCUGUGCUCCUCACCCUGAACGCCUUGGGUCUGCCCUUCGAGUACAAGGUGAUCAAUCUGUUUGGCGGCGAUCAUCUCAAGCCGGAAUUCCUCAAGAUGAACCCCCUGCACACCGUGCCCACACUGGACGAUGAUGGCUUCUACUUGUACGACAGUCACGCCAUCAAUGCCUACCUAGUGGCCAAGUACGGCAAGGACGGCAAGGAGUCUCUCUACCCCAAGGAUCUCCAGCAGCGGGCGAUCGUGGAUCAGCGUUUGCACUACGACUCCAGUGUUUUUGGCAGCACCGCCAGGGCAAUCACCUUUCCCCUGAUUAGGGAAAACCAAACCGAAAUCGCCCAAGCCAAAAUCGACGCGCUUUCGGGCGUCUACGAGACUCUGAAUUUGUUCCUAAAGAGCACCGAUUACUUGGCUGGAAAUAACCUGACGAUUGCCGACUUCAGCGUCAUCGCUGUCCUGUCGGGCAUGGUAGUUUUCCUCGAAGUCGAUGCCAGAAAAUUCCCCAAUCUGGCGGGCUGGGUUCAGCGUAUUAAAAAGUUGCCCUACUACGAGGAGGCCAAUGGAUCGAAGGUGACUCAGUUCACAGAUUUCCUCAAGAGCAAGAAUUUUACAAUUGUUUGAGAUUCUUUUAAAUAAUUAUAGUUUGUAGCAAUAGUCGUAUUUGAAUAAAUUUAAACUCCACACUCAAA
This is a messenger RNA of Drosophila persimilis, 759 nucleotides long. RefSeq names its product glutathione S-transferase 1. The record is from RefSeq and is a predicted model, not a curated record. The transcript has a single exon. Lineage: Eukaryota; Metazoa; Arthropoda; Insecta; Diptera; Drosophilidae. Gene Ontology annotation, biological process: glutathione metabolic process. The coding region runs from base 23 to 691 and encodes 222 amino acids. Gene Ontology annotation, molecular function: glutathione transferase activity.